Molecule: messenger RNA, 1075 nt
Organism: Saccostrea cuccullata (small rock oyster)
Lineage: Eukaryota; Metazoa; Mollusca; Bivalvia; Ostreida; Ostreidae
Exons: 7
Coding region: 178-948 (256 amino acids)
Cellular component (GO): nucleus
Source: RefSeq, a predicted model, not a curated record
AAAGAUUCUCGUAACUUACGACAGGAACUCUUCAGAAGGAAAGGCAAAUAAACUAUCCUAGUAACGAAAGCUGCGCAUGCGUAUUAGCUACUUUCAAUAUAUUGCGAGUCGUCUGCAAAUCAUUUUGGUGAUAUUUGUAUAAAAAGAAACAACCAAAACAAAGUAACGUUAGGCCUAAUGGAUAAAAUUAAAAUACGAAAACCUAACUGGAGUGAGAUUGAGCUGGAGGUGCUAAUAGAGGCUUACUGUAGAAAUUUUAAGGUUAUUCGGGGCAAAUUCUCGCCUUCUAUAACAUCGGAUACAAAGAAAAGGGCUUGGGAAGAGAUAACAGAAAGAGUGAAUGCUGUAGCAGUAUCAUGCAACAGAUCACUAGAUGAAACAAAAAAGAAAAUACAGGAUAGUUUGUCCAGUGUGAAAAAGAAGGAGGCUUUCCGGAAGAGAGAAGCAUCAAAAACAGGUGGUGGACCCUGUACAGAAAUAAUUUUUAAGCCAUGGGAGGUGUCUCUUCUUGGUACUAUUCCAACAGAGAUGAUACAUGGAUUAGAAGGGGCAGUGGAUACUAAAUCAGAUGCAGAUCAAGGUCAAACAAAGGGGAAAUUGGAUUUGAAUUGUGAUUUGAAUUGUCCAGGAGCAACUGGAGAUUGCAGUGCAACAUCUAACAAUGUUUCAGAAUGUGUGGUUGACAUACAUGUAACUUCUGAAGAGCCCUCAAUUCCAUGUACUGCUUUGCCAUCACAAACGUGCAAGAGUAAAAAGAGUCUGGAACCAGUAGGAAAAAAGAGGACUGGAGGAUACGAUAAUGGGAUGAAAGAACUUGUUGAAUUGAAAAAGAGAAGGUUGGAUGUUGAGGAAAGGAAGGCUCAGGCACUGGAGAGAAUUGUAACAAUAUUAGAGGGAUGGCAGAAUUUAGACUCUGGACUGUCAGUUCCUCCAGUUAUUGAAUUUUAGCUUAAAAUGAACUUCAUUUGAUUACACUCUGUAUAUUUUGUCUGAAUAGAUAAAUACUUCUCUGUAAAAAAUGCUUAAAAAUUUAAUAUAUGGUUACACUGUAUUUCUCUUCUAGGGUAACAGAUAG